CCAUUAAACCCACAGAAGAAGAAGAAGAAGAAGAAGCACAGGAGGAAUGCACGUGUGUUUCCGCACAUGUGUAGAUUUUAUUACAGUUGAAAUAUUUUUGUAUUGUAUUGAUCGACACAACGCUGAUGAUGUCUGCGUCUGUAAACAAAAAAACAAACGGCGGAGAUGCUGUUUCAAAGGCAGAAGCUCUCGAUAACGAAGAGGACUCUCCUAUUGUGAGCCGCACACGGAGCGGUCGCAGACUGCGGACACCCGCGGCCAAAACCCCCGUCCUCCGGACCAGAAAGUCUGUUGUGCGAGAAGAUCCGGCAGAAAGCACCGAGUCUCGGCAGGAAUCCCCACCCGAUGAGUGUACAGCAGACACUCAAGGCGAUCAGUGCAGUCCAGAGACAGAACCAGUGUGUCCAGAUGUGUCUACAUCAGCAGCUGUCAGUCAAGAGUCAGUGCCGGACACUGCAGGUUUGAUAGGGUCAGAUCAGACCAGUGAGAAGGAAAAUGUGGUAAAUAAUACAGAGACUGAAUCCACUGGUCCCACUGACCCUAAGAAAAGGGCCAAAAAAAGGACUCACUCAGAAUCCAGUGAGAAGAAAAGUAAGAUGGUACCUCUUGGGAAACCUAAAUCUGGAAGAGUAUGGAAAGACAGAAAUAAGCAAAGGUUCUCCGCUCUGUUGAGAGACAAACCUCUGCGUACAUCAUGGGAAAAGAAGAUGGAGGCCAAGAGAGAGAAGCAGCUGGUGAAGCAGUACCACCAACAGCUGAAAGAUGAGCAGGCCAGAGAGAAAGAGGCGAGUUUAUGCACCAAAACUGCGCGUUUUUGUCUCUCUAUUUUU
This is a messenger RNA of Sinocyclocheilus rhinocerous, 830 nucleotides long. Its product is annotated as coiled-coil domain-containing protein 86-like. The record is from RefSeq and is a predicted model, not a curated record. Lineage: Eukaryota; Metazoa; Chordata; Actinopteri; Cypriniformes; Cyprinidae. The annotation marks the transcript as partial. The transcript has 2 exons. Gene Ontology annotation, cellular component: nucleolus.